Molecule: messenger RNA, 3321 nt
Organism: Oncorhynchus mykiss (rainbow trout)
Lineage: Eukaryota; Metazoa; Chordata; Actinopteri; Salmoniformes; Salmonidae
Source: RefSeq, a predicted model, not a curated record
AAAUAAGUAAUGUAAACAUAGCAGUAAUUACCAGGAAGCUCUACAUUUGUUUUAAAAUCACACUAAGAUUUUUAAAACUGGCCUCGGGUUAUUGAGAGAUCUGAUUUAGGAUUUACCCUCGUAGCAAGGUUGUUUUAUCAUGUGGUUUCAUUCGGGUCUCUAUUUAAAAAUAACACUGUCUUUGGCAGGAGAAAGGCCAGACUCGGAGGAACCAGAGCCAGGGACGUCCAAACUAGCAAGACGACACCACUGCUCCCAGUGUGGAAAGAGUUUUCACCAGAAAGCACACCUGAAAGCUCAUGAGAGAAUACACACAGGAGAGAAGCCUUACCACUGCUCCCAAUGCGGAAAGUGUUUCAACCAGUCGGGGGAGCUGAAACAACAUGAGAGAAUACACACAGGAGAGAAGCCUUACCACUGCUCCCAAUGUGGAAAGUGUUUCAACCAGAGAGUAAACCUGAAACAACAUGAGAGAAUACACACAGGAGAGAAGCCUUACCACUGCUCCCAGUGUGGAAAGAGUUUCAACCGGAAAGCAAACCUGAAAGCUCAUGAGAGAAUACACACGGGAGAGAAGCCUUACCACUGCUCCCAAUGUGGAAAGUGUUUCAACCAGUCGGGGGAGCUGAAACUACAUGAGAGAAUACACACAGGAGAGAAGCCUUACCACUGCUCCCAUUGUGGAAAGUGUUUCGUCCAUUUGGAGGUGCUGAAACAGCAUGAGAGAAUACACACAGGGGAGAAGCCUUACCACUGCUACCAGUGUGGAAAGGGUUUCAACCAGAGAGGACACCUGAAACUACAUGAGAGAAUACACACAGGAGAGAAGCCUUACCACUGCUCCCAUUGUGGAAAGUGUUUCGUCCGUUCGGUGGAGCUGAAACAACACGAGAGAAUACACACAGGAGAGAAGCCUUACCACUGCUCCCAAUGUGGAAAGAGUUUCAGCCGGAAAGCAUUCCUGAACCAACACGAGAGAAUACACACGGGGGAAAAGCCUUACCACUGCUCCCAGUGUGGAAAGCGUUUCAACCAUUCAGGGAAGCUGAAACGGCAUGAGAGAAUACACACAGGAGAGAAGCCUUACCACUGCUCCCAAUGUGGAAAGUGUUUCAACCAGCCGGGGGACCUGAAACAACACGAGAGAAUACACACGGGAGAGAAGCCUUACCACUGCUCCCAGUGUGGAAAGCGUUUCAGCCAUUCAGGAAAGCUGAAACGGCAUGAGAGAAUACACACAGGAGAGAAGCCUUACCACUGCUCCCAAUGUGGAAAGUUUUUCAGCCAGAUAGGAUACCUGAAACAACAUGAGAGAAUACACACGGGGGAAAAGCCUUACCACUGCUCCCAGUGUGGAAAGUGUUUCAACAAUUCAGGGACGCUGAAACGACAUGAGAGAAUACACACAGGGCAGAAGCCUUACCACUCCUCCCAUCCUGAUGCUGACGAGGCAGAGAAGAGUCUCUCCAGAUCAGAACACCAGAUGGACAACGCUAGCCCUUCCUCUCUCCCGGAGUCCCCGUGUCAUGCCUCUCCCGGAAACACCUUACUGCUGGGUAUGAAGAGGUUGUCUGUGCUGCUGGUGGACUGCAGGAAAACAACAGGGCUGAGUGGAACUGUGAGAGGAGGAGAAGAGAAGAAAGGAUCAGAUUUGACACAUCAAAGAGAAAGACCAGACUCAGAGGAACCAGAGCCAGGGACGUCCAAACCAGCAAGACGACACCAGUGCUCCCAGUGUGAAAAGAGUUUUAAACAGAAAGCACAACUGAAAAAACAUAAGAGAAUACACACAGGGGAGAAGCCUUACCACUGCUCCCAAUGUGGAACGUCUUUCGUCCAUUCGGCGGUGCUGAAACGGCAUGAGAGAAUACACACAGGAGAGAAGCCUUACCACUGCUCCCAAUGUGGAAAGUGUUUCAACCAUUCGGGGAUGCUGAAACAACACGAGAGAAUACACACAGGAGAAAAGCCGUACCACUGCUCCCAAUGUGGAAAGUGUUUCACCCGGUCGGGGAUGCUGAAACAACACGAGAGAAUACACACAGGAGAGAAGCCGUACCACUGCUCCCAAUGUGGAAAGUUUUUCAACCAGAGUGGACACCUGAAACAACAUGAGAAAAUACACACAGGAGAGAAGCCUUACCACUGCUCCCAAUGUGGAAAGUGUUUCAACCAUUCGGGGGACCUGAAACUACAUGAGAGAAUACACACAGGAGAGAAGCCUUACCACUGCUCCCAAUGUGGAAAGUGUUUCACCCGGUCGGGGAUGCUGAAAGAACAUGAGAGAAUACACACAGGAGAGAAGCCGUACCACUGCUCCCAAUGUGGAAAGUUUUUCAACCAGAGUGGACACCUGAAACUACAUGAGAGAAUACACACGGGAGAGAAGCCUUACCAUUGCUCCCAAUGUGGAAAGUGUUUCAACCAUUCGGGGGACCUGAAACGACAUGAGAGAAUACACACAGGAGAGAAGCCGUACCACUCCUCCCAGGGUGCAAACCAUUUGCCCAUUUAGGAAGCCUGAAAGAACACAUUAGACUGCACACAAAGGAGAAUGCUUAGAAAAGCUCAGACUGUGGGAAAACAUAUUACUCAUAAGUCACUUAAACGUCAUUAGAGAAUCCACACAGGAGAGAGAAAUUACUUCUCUUAGCGUGUAUGUUGAUAUUUCACUUCACAUUGACUUAAAAAUCAUCGGAGAACAUACACAGUGCUCCCGUUGUCUUAUAUUGUUGACUGACAAUGUGUUUACCUGUCUUUACCAUUUGAAAUUAAAUGGUACAGGGUAUACUCAAACAUAUAUUUGUUUGUUUCUAUUAGAAAACAUGAAGUGAAUAUGGAGUCUUUCAGUUUGAAUAUAAAGGAGAUCAGGUUCCUUGUUUUAAAUUGUCCUUUUUUAAAACUCUGUGUGUUUAUCUGGGUGUGUCAUUCCUCCAGCACUACAGAUAAUCAAGUGAUAUUUGGAUGUGAUGCAUUAGUUCCAUUGUUGACAUUUGCAUUGUUGGCCCACUGAUGAUUUAAUGAAAUGAAAAUGUUCAGACUCUGUAAUGGAAAAUGUUAAUUGUUUGUGUGUCCACAUAACUGAGUAUGUGACUAACCUUGUGAAACUGUCCUAUUAUAAGCUCCUGUUCUUGGGAGUAUAAUUCUGUGUUGCAAACCAAUUUGCACCUGUGUCCUUGUAUGAAUAAAGUCCAGCCCAGGAACAGGAAACUAUAAAGAUAUGUGCUCAUCACCCAAUGCUUCAGGAAUUCAGACUGUCUACACUGCGCUGUGUAACUCUGUUAUUCUCUCUGAGCUCAGAAAUAAAGAAUCUUGGUUUGA